This is a messenger RNA of Coniosporium apollinis CBS 100218, 717 nucleotides long. RefSeq lists its product as uncharacterized. NCBI's taxonomy places the organism in Eukaryota, Fungi, Ascomycota, Dothideomycetes. Gene Ontology annotation, cellular component: peroxisomal membrane. Gene Ontology annotation, biological process: regulation of peroxisome size; peroxisome fission. The transcript has 5 exons. The coding region runs from base 1 to 717 and encodes 238 amino acids. The record is from RefSeq and is a predicted model, not a curated record.
AUGGCUCCCGCCGCCGCUCUCAUCUAUCACCCAACAGUCGCGCAUUACCUCAGAUACGUCGCGACAACCGUCGGCCGCGACAAGCUCCUCCGCACCCUCCAAUACUUCUCCCGCUUCUACGCCUGGUACCUAUUCCGGACAAACGCUUCAGCCGCGGCGAUCGCGCCCUACGAUGCAGUCAAGAAGCAGUUCGGGCUCACCCGGAAGAUCAUGCGGCUGGGCAAGUUCGUCGAGCAUCUCAAGGCGGCGGCGGAUGCGGGGGAUAAGAAGGGGCUGGAUCCGAUUAUCAAGUAUUGCGCUGUAGGACGGCAGCUGGGAUAUGCCGGGUACAUGAUUCUGGAUAACUUGACCGUCCCCGAUGCCGUAGGCAUCCGCCCCAUGGCCUCCUCCAAGCGCCUGCUCCAGCAAGCCUACAAGUGCUGGCUAGCAGGGCUGCUCUUCAACGUCGUGGGCGGGAUAUACCAGCUCAACUUGCUGCGUCAGCGACGUACCGCCCUGACGCUGGAGCAGGAGAAGACUGGGGAGGGGGUUGUUGAGGUCAAGAAGCUGCAGAAGGAGCGGAAUACGUUGAACCUCCAACUCAUCUCUGACCUCUGCGAUUUGACUGUCCCGACCUUCGCUCUGGGAUACGGCAACCUUGAUGAGGGGCUUGUGGGCCUGGCUGGAACUGUGAGCUCGCUGAUCGGUGUAUAUACCGUGUGGAAGAAGACGGCGUAG